Lactuca virosa is the source of this 1919-nucleotide messenger RNA. The record is from the annotation of a GenBank genome assembly. NCBI's taxonomy places the organism in Eukaryota, Viridiplantae, Streptophyta, Magnoliopsida, Asterales, Asteraceae.
AAACGGUCAUUCCGUGAUGGCUCAUAAGAGAAGCACCAGCACCGCCGUCGCCGUCGCCGGCUCCGCCUUCGCAACAGUAGGCGGCGACAGCUUACUGGAGAGGAUACCGGAGAACUUACUCAAUGAAAUCUUCUUAAAGUUUGAACCGGAGACACUGUCUUCGCUCAGCUCGUUAGCAUGCGUUUCACGAACCCUUCAAUCGUCCGUCAACAACGUUCUCUCCUCCUUCUCGUCCGUAGAUCUCUCCGCGUUUUCUCUAGAUCCACAGACAUUUGAUGGAAUUAGAAGAAAAUUAGGCAAUAUCCAGAAGAUCACCUUAGAUUGCCUUCGCCUCAGUGAUUCUUCAAUCAGAAACCUCCUUGGACCAGAUGUUGAGGAAUUGAUUUUGUUGAAAUGUUCUUCACUCUCCUGCAGAUUUCUUUCUAGCAUCGGAAGAACUUGCCCAAAUUUAAGAGUGCUUACACUGGAGUUUUCUGGCUUCAUUGACAAAUCUUCUGUAUUCGAUUUGAAUUUCAGAGGCUCACUUGAAAAUUGUCGAUUCCUGGAGUCUCUGAAAAUCAAAAUCCUGGGAGGUGAAAUUAACGAUUACAGCUUCAUGCUACUCGGUAUCUACCUCUUGCUCCCCAAAACCAUUAAGAUCCUUAAACUUCAACCAUCUAUUUCAUUAGACACUCUUGUGUUCUUCAGAACAAUCCCCAUUCCUCAUACAUCUUUUAGCCAAACAUUAACACAGAUCUCACUAGUAUUAGACACCAUCACAGAUCUCCUUCUCCACACCAUCACACACUCUCUCCCUCUUCUAACCAAUCUCGAUCUCAAAGACCAACCAUCAUCUGACACAUCAGAUGAUCUAUCUGACCUAGGAAUUCAAUCACUAAUCCAUUGUAAAAACCUAACUCACCUCUCUCUUAUCCGAAUUCGCCACCAUAGUUCCACCUCAUUCAAAAGAACAACCGAUAUGGGCUUCUUUUUGCUUUCCGAGGGUUGUAAACAACUGGAAUCCGUUCGUCUUUCCGGGUUUUCAAAAGUUAGCGAUGCCGGAUUCACUUCAAUUCUCAAUUCCUGUUCCAAUCUGAAAAAAUUUGAGAUCCAAAACACGUAUCUUUUGACGGAUUUGACAUUCCAAGAUGUCAGUAAAGUUCCUAGGGUUCUUGAAGAGGUGAAAUUGGUGUCUUGUAAUUCGAUAACAAGUGAAGGAGUACAUGAAAUCGCUAGUUGUAGUGGAUUAAAGAUUCUUGAUUUGUUCGGGUGUAAAAGUGUAGCAGAUUCCUGCCUUGGAAACAUUUCAAAACUUAGACUUUUAACUUCUUUAAACUUAUGCGGGGCGGAUGUUACCGAUUCCGGGAUGCUAAUUUUAGGUAAAAUUCAUGCCCCAAUUACAUUCCUGUCUUUAAGAGGUUGCAAAAGGGUAACCGAUAAAGGAAUCGGUCAUCUAUUAUCAAACGGAAUAAUUGGGAACAAUUUAACGUCUCUUGAUCUUGGUCAUAUGCCUGGAAUCACUGAUUAUGGUGUUGGCAUUGUUGUUGAUUCUUGUAUUGGGCUGGUGGAAUUGUGUAUAAGGAAUUGUUUUCAUGUGACAGAUGUGUCCAUGAAGGUUUUGGGGUUGAAGGGGGGAAUUAGGAGGGUUGAUGUUUAUAACUGUAGUGGGUUAACUGUUGGGUGUUUUGAGCUGUUGAAGAAGCCUUUGUUUCGUGGUUUACAGUGGAUUGGAAUUGGGAAGACACGUGUCAUAUGUGUAGGAGAUGAUGAGUUUGAUGAAAUUCAUAGGGAGAGACCAUGGUUGACUAUCUGUGAUGAUGGUUGUGAGGUUGGGUGUCAUGAUGGAUGGCAAUUUCAUAAGUUUUAACGAUGAAUUUGUAAUAUGUUAAAAGAGAUAACCCUUUUGUAAAUGUUAUUAUUAACAUUGUAGUUUUACGUAU